AUGUCUAAAUCCAACGGUAGCGUCUGCGUCACGUGUAACAUCAACAGAGAUACGAACUACGGGCUGAAGCUGAAACCUGGCGAAAAGUACAUCUACCGGUUAGAGCUCGGCUCCACCGACAGCGUCACGGUGACCUACAAUGAUACUAAGCAAUACGGCAUCCCGUACAACGUCACCAUGAAUUUGAACGAUGACCCAAACAAAACCGACUCCGACGUCUGGAACAGUAAUGUAAACAACAUACAAACAAGUGGACGCGAUCUGACCAUAAACCUGAAGCCAUCCACGUUUGGUAAAUUUUACGGAAUCCACGACUUUCGAAUCGAGCUGGGAAAUGGAGAUGACUAUGAUAUCCUAGAGAUAUUUGUCUACUAUGACGAACGUCCGGUGGGUCUGCAUGCCGACCAGCACCAGUUUGUGUGCAUUCACAGAAACUCCACGUUUAUGGCGUUCAUCGAGAAUGGCACAACGCUGCUGGUCGAAUGGAUGAUAGAUAAGCAGAAUUCCACAUUGUACGAUUACAGGGACAUCGUCAAGCCGCGCCGUUUAAACCACACCGGCAUCUAUCACGACAUAGCCAAUAUCAACAUGACCGUCAUCGCUACCAACGAAAUCGGUGGCAUCUCGACAUCUUUUAUCCUACACGUCCUGCACCCAAUCCAGGGGAUCGCGUUUAAUGCAAACAACACUGAACUGGAACCAGGAGAAGUACUAACACUUAGCAGAAUGUUGUCUGACAAUCUACCAGAACCAAUGGGCAUGGUCAACGUGACUAUCGACUAUUCGGACGGACAUCCACCAGUUACUAUUGGUCUCAUUAACAAAAAAACAACGGGUGAUGAAUUCAGAAGCCAGAAGUACCAGAGACAGGGUGAUUUCAACAUCAGUGUCAUCAUGAGUUCACAGGUAGACACCGUGGAAAAGAAUAUUUCUAUUCAAGUGUGGCACAAACUUAAUAUUUCGCUGAAAGUAAAUAGAACAACAUGGGCAGUUGGAGACAAAGUUGUCUUCGAACUAACAAAUAUACCAGAUUAUGGUUUCAAUUACAUCAUACAAUAUGGAGAUGGGCGGCAAACCCAUCAAAGUGACGAGCAGGUGUUAUACUCACAAAACAAACUUAAGAUUUUAACCCACGUGUACGAGAAGAAAGGUGAAUACACGCUUCAAGGCAGGAUGUUUAAUAAAUUGCAUGAUAGCAACAAUUCAGCACAUGUAAUCAUUGAGUAUCCAGUUCCUGAAAUGACUCUUUUACCAAACAAUGCUACCUACCCAGUUCCAGACGGUAAGGUCUUGUUUUCGCUGAAUGUGCCAAAAAAUAUUCCAGUCCCAGAAAAUGGCCAAUGUUUGUUUGAAUUUGAAAAAGACAAAGCAGUGAAAAUGGUUUUGAAUGUCACUUACGAACGGCCACUAGUCUACGAAUACACAUUUUCCAGAAAAGGAACAUAUAAGGUUAACGUCACUUGUAAUAAUACUGUAAGUAAGAACGUAUGGAAGAGCGAAGUCACGCUUGCACCAUUCCGUGUUGACGAGUUAAAACCGAGUUUGUUUGGACCAUUAGCCGUCGGUGAUACAGAGGAGUCCACGACCGUUAAUUUCAGCUUGAAUUUCGGUAACAUGGUCCGGCCUCCACACAAUGCAUCGGUUUUUUGGAACUUCAAUGACACAACUACUGUACAAGAAGAAGAUUUAACAAACUGGACAAAAUCGCACACAUUCGAGGAUAAAGGGAUAUACAACGUAAAGGUGACAGUAUCCUACAGCGGCAUCACAAAGGUGAUAGAGUUUCCUGUUCGAAUUGGAAUAGUGUUACUGUUUGUCAAUCAGACAGCUGGUCGCGUUGAUCAAGACUCGUUCAAGUUCACUGCUGAUGUUCCGCCAGGAAGUAAUCUUCGACUCCUGCUGUCGUUUGGUGACAGCGAAGACCAGGGCGUAAGAAGUAAUGAAUCUGUCUUGCAUAUGUACGAAAAAGCAAACAUCUAUCACCCGAGACUUACGGGAGAAAACGAAACGUUCUCGGAGACGAUGGUACUCAAGACUCCUCUGGUUGUGGACUAUUCCAUCGACACGAUGGAGAUAAGCAUGGAAGGAAACAUAACGCACCCGCCGGGAAUGCUCAAAGUACGCCUUUCUGUACCUAAAGGUGGUCACGCCAUAAGAAACCUCUCAUGCCAGCUUUUAUUUGGUGAUGCUAUUGAUCGCCAGACGUACAAAUGGACCGUCGAUCUUGGACGUGGAGCGCACGUGAAUUACCCGUACAGUUACAAAUCCCUUGGUAACCAUGGUGUUACAGUGAACUGCUUUAAUCUGAUCAGCACCAAGAGGGUGCAGAGAAAUGUCACUGUAACAAACGGAUGUUUUGACGACGAAGGCAUGUUUGAUCGACAGCAUUCCUUCAGCGAUUCCCCUCUGGCAGUGUACUCCCACUCCAGAAUCGUAGUCCGAGGACGAGUUGCCGUUAUUUGCUACGACAGAGACCCCGUGUACCAGUGGACGGUGCGAAAGAGCAGCUCCAGUCACUGGGAAGACAUAUCGCUUACGGACCCGCCGUCAUCUGAAGUGUUUGAGUUUAAGAAAUCGCUCCUCUCGGCUGGUCUCUAUCAACUCAGUCUGAACAUCAGUUUUCGGCAAUUGCGUGACAACUGGCUUGCUGAGACUACCUACGUUCAACUUAUUGAUGCGCCUCUAGUAGCCAAUAUCGACGGUGGGAAAAUUCGGGUGACACCUUCAGAAGACGUUCUCAUAGAUGCGGUCUCACGGUCGUAUGACCCUAAACUUGGCCUUGGGAAGUCCGAUCGGCUCUUCUUCAACUGGACCUGUGGCUGGUGUCCCAGCACGUCCAUACAAGAACUGGAACGAUGUCAAGAUAAUUUAAGUCACGUGGCAUGUGAUGAAAUCUCCAAGCCUGUGAAAAAUGGCGCAAUACUGUUUCUGGGCAGCAAGGUUCGGCGUUUUAGAGGAUACAUGUUCGAGGUCAGAGUAACAUUUGGAGGCAGGUCAUCAUUGCCAGCUAAACAGCUAAUUCAAAUCAAGUUAGGGGCGCCAUUGCUGAAAAUCACCUGUGUGAUUAACUGUGAGAUGAAAACAGCCGUGUCGUCAGAUUUGUCCGUCGAGUCCGAGUGUUUGUCAUGCGUCGGACAGGAGCGGUUCCAGGCUCGGUAUUCGUGGACACUGACGCGGAAAAACAGCAAGGAGAAACAAAUCAUUGUUCCCCAUUUUCAACAGAAUAUUAUUAACACUGGGGACAACCAGUCGGCUAUCGUGAUAAAGAAAGACUUUCUAGAACCCGGUCAAGAGUACAGUUUAAACUUGUGGAUGAAUUUGCCUGGGAGCAAGUCUAGUGGAUUUGCCUCACUAGCCAUUGUCACCAACAUUCCGCCGCGUGGAGGAAACUGUAGUGUGCAACCCACGACAGGCUAUGCAUAUCAAACCGGCUUUGUGAUCAGCUGUUUUGGGUGGCAGGAUGAGGGUUAUCGCGCCAACACAUCCGAUACCCGCGACGGUAAAGAACCCAAGGGCUUCACGUACAUUCUAGCCAAAGAUGACUUCCAGUUAGUGCUGCGAACUGGGGUGGAAAGUACCUCUCCACGUCUGUUACUGCCGAUCCAACCUAAACUGACGUCGACGUACCAGUUAAUAGUUCGUAUACUGGAUAUACUCAAUGACUACACUGAUUACUCUAUGAAUGUGACGGUAUUAUCCCCAAUCGAGCAUUUGAAUAAGACAGAAGAGGACUACGAAUAUGAUCCGGAAGAGGAAGCCAUUACGUUUGCCUCUGUGAAGAAGAUCAUUGAUGCCGCAAACCAAACCAUGGCUGAGGCCAUGGCUUCCACUAAUCUGCUGAAGAACAUGAACGUCUUUACGUCACUGGCGUCCGUCCUAAACGACGUGAAAGUUCCUAACGAAACCACUCUGGUUUCUACGAAACUGAAAACGUAUACGACGUCGACACAGUGGAUAAAACUGUGGAAAGAUUACCAGACUCCCAGAGAUGGUAAAGUGACGACAAUGAUAGCAACGAAGACUGAGGAGAUGACGAGUAUCGUGUCGUCCCGCCUCACGGAGAUCGACCAGUUCGACGAGGACCAGCUGUCCACGCUCAGCGAGGGAAUGGCCGUCAUCCUGCAGCAGACGACCAAAACAACGCUCGUGUCCGCGCAAAUCAGUAGUACGGUUGUGAACCGUGCAUCAAAGGUGCUGAAUAAACUGUCGCGGAAAAAGCCAUAUCCGAUGAAAGAAAAAAUAGUAACAGCAAUAAAAGGCACAGUGAGUUUCAUUAACAAGAUUCUGAAGAAGGCAUUACCAGAUCCGAACAAGUCUCUCCCGUCAGACGUGCACGAGGACAUAGUUCCCGAACCCGAUGGGACGUCCGACACUCACAAGGAGGAGAACAUGUUCCUCAUCAAGAAAACAGCACAAGCUAACCUCGUCAAGAGAUUCCAGCAAAUUAACAAGGCCCAAACCUCUCCUAAAACAGCUCCCUAUCUCCCUCCAAAAAUGUUUUUAAAAUUUUCCAAGGAUAUAAUGAGGAACAUCGAGCAGGCGCUGCCGAACGUCCUUGACACGAUGAGCAGCCUCCAGGUGAAAGGUGAAGGACCGCUGGUGAUCGAGCGUGGGGAAAUCACAAUGAUUACCGAGAAGAAGGACAUGGAGAUGGGUUUAGAGUUUCCCAUCCUCGUGUCUCCCUACUUCACGAUGCACGUCCACGAGGCAAUAUUCGUAGACACCGGUACUUUACGAGAUAAUGACUUCAGCGAUACAAACGAAUCAGAGGGAGAGAGUGAUGUAGUCAGUGAUGAACACAAGACUGAUGAUGAUGAUGCUGUUGGUGUGGAGAAGACAACUGAGAAGAAGAAAAAGAAGAUACAGUAUGUUAAGUUACAGGCUAUUGAAUUUAAGAAGAAUCCUUACAUCUAUGGAACGGACGCAGAAACCCACGACGUUACCUCUCCAGUUCUGAAACUGACACUCAAAGACGCAGGCGAUAACCCCAUACCCAUCGACUUCGCCUUGAAGAUGCGUAUCGCCAAAUCUACGACUUCCUUGGAGACGUACAACACUCGGGACGGCGUGACCGGACCCUCUGGGUUUCUGUACCACCACUUCAGACUUAGAAAUCAGCACGACGUCACGUCCAUCUUCAUCCGCAUGAAGCAGACGACAGUGAACGUCACGUGCUUCCUCCGCGCGAAACGUCCGCCCACUCUGAAGAAGUUUGACACAAAAGCGACCGCUGAAGCUGAAGAUGUGGACGGCAAACCAGGUUUCAGGGUGUUCAUACCACCGAAAACCCUCCAGGCGGGGCUCAACUAUCUUGGCAUUCAAAUGUCCAGUGACCAAACAACGCAUUCUGAUGUAAAACAGCGACGUCGACGAAGCGUUGAUGAUAAAUUGGCCAAUAUGACACAAAAUGGAGUUGGCGACUCUAACGUCGUUGAGUACGAAAUGACGCUGCACACAGAAGGAUGUCGUGUCUGGGAUGAGAAGAAGCAGAAAUGGGACAAAGAAUUUUGUACGGUAUCGAAAUUCACAACAAUAGCCGAGACAUUUUGCAUCUGUGGACCAAAUGCACCGGGCAACUCGUUUGCCACUUCUUUUUAUGUCCCGCCUAAUGCCAUCGACUUCAACCUGGUGUUUACAAAGUUUGACAUCUCCAAUGCGGCAGUGUACGGCCUUCUUAUCGCCGUGGGUGCUGUGUAUGUGUUGUGGGUGCUGUGGGCAAGAAAACAGGAUAAGAAGGAUAAAGAGAGGUGGAAGAUUGGGUACCUGAAGGACAAUCUAGUGAUGGACAAGUAUUUCUACCUGAUAUCGAUCUACACUGGUCUUCGUAAGAACUCUGGCACACGGUCUAACAUCAGUUUUGUGCUGUCCGGAGAUUUUGGAGACACGGGUGUCCGGCAACUCACAGAUGGAAAACGGACAAUAAACACUGGUUCAGUAAUGAACUUUAUAAUGAGCGUAUCGGCGCCUCUAGGUGAUCUGUCGUACCUGAGGAUAUGGCACGAUAACGCCGGAGAGGGGACUUCCGCUUCCUGGUUCCUCAACAAGUUAGUGGUGGAGGAUCUGCAACAGCAGUUGAGAUAUAUAUUCACCUGUGACAGAUGGCUUUCGGUCGACAAGGACGACGGACUCUUGGACGUUGUUCUCCCAGUAGUCGUCAAGGACGAGUUCAUGACGUUCGAUAAGCUGUUUUCCGAGCACGCUCGCCUCAACAUCACAGACACUCACUUGUGGCUGUCCGUCUUCAUGAGGCCAGAACGCUGCACAUUCUCGCGUGUGCAACGUGUAUCAUCCUGCCUCGCGCUUCUAAUGCUCGUGAUGAUCACGAGCGCUAUGUUCUACAAGACAGAAGCGGAAAAGGAGGACGAGGAGACGAUUCGCCACGAGGUGAAAAUCGGAAUUCUCCGCUUCUCGAUGACGGAAUUUUUCAUUUCCACCGUCAGCCUGCUUCUGACGAUGCCGCCGAUGGUGUUGUUGGUAAUGUUGUUUAAGUCGUGUAAGCCGAAACGCAAGGCGUUGUUAAGGAGAACAGGUUCCAAUCAGAGUCCGGAUUCGCUGGCAAAAAGCAUCAUGUCAGACGACGUCGAAGAUGACGUUCUUCAGAGGCGCUACCACAACAAACCACUGCCUCAUUUCUGCAUAUACGUGGCGUGGUUUCUGUUGGCCACAAUCGUGCUGACGUGCAGCUUCUUCCUCGUGCUCUACAGCAUGCAGUGGGGUAAGGCGACGUCCGAGGCGUGGCUGACGUCGUUCGUCGUCUGUUUCAUAGAGAGUAUUGUCGUCAUUGACCCCUUGAAGGUGGUGUUGGUAGCAUUGAUGUUGACAUUCUGUCUUCGAGAUCCGUUCUUCACUAAGGGUGAUGUUGAUAUGAAUCGAGUGGAGACUGAAGCAGAGAAGUUUGGAUUAAUAAAAACGGAUGAGUUGAAGAACCUGCCGGAACCGCUCCCGCCGUCGGUGCUCGCCAAGGCUCGCAGACGGCGCCGUAAGGAGAUGAAAGCUCAGAGCGUGUUCUUCGAGCUCAUCCAGUACGUGGUGUUCCUCUUCGCGCUCUACAGUCUGUCGUUCGGCAACCGCGACGACCGCUCCUACAUGAUACACGCCAACAUCGAGCACAACCUCUUCAAACAGGGACUCAACAUCGAGUACCCUUUUGAACUGAUUCAAAGCCAUGCUGAUUUUCUUACUUGGGCCAACGAGACUUUUAUACCUCGCAUGUUCCCAGAAAAAGACACCAGAGGUUGGCGGUUGCCAUGGACUACCAGACUGUUCUUUAGUGACUUCACCAGCUUCCGUGUGGGUCCUGCCAGGAUUCGUCAAGUCAGAAUGCCUCGCCGUCAAAGUCCAUUUUACGGGAACAAAUAUAAAAGUCUUGUGUCCGAUAUAACCUAUUAUGGCACUUACUCGAUUUUCGGUGAAGAAUCGGGUAACUACUGCCUCGGCUGGCAAAAUGAGCCCUGCCCACUGAGUGAAGAGGCUGCCCACUUCACGUCACCAGCGUGGAGGUACACUCAAUCCAGUGAUGUGUGGGGAAUCCCCGUCCCAGGACAGUACAGAGUCUACAGCGGCGGCGGCUACAUCCUGGAGCUGAACGUAAACUACGACGUGUCUAUGGAGAUGGUGAACGAGCUGUACUCCAUGUUGUGGCUGGACCGACAGACCAGGGCAGUGUUCGUUGAGUUCACUCUUUACAAUCCUUUCGUCAACAUCAUGGCGCACUGUCGAUUCACUGCAGAGUUCCCAGAAAUUGGGAGCACCAUAGUCUGGAAGGACAUCAUGACUUUCAGACUCGCCCAGCACCUGGGUCCAAUUGGGGCAUACGUGCUCCUGUGCGAGGUGGUCAUCGGCAUCAUCAUGGUCAUGUUCACGGUGAAUAUUGUGAAGAAGCUGUACGACCAGAAACUCAGUUACUUCACUCACAUCUGGCAGACACUUGACUUCAUAACCGUCAUCUGGUGUCUGGUGGCGAUUGUCUUCUACAUAAUCCGGGAGGUGAAUGCCGCAGAGACGCUGAAACGCUUUCGUGAAAACCCAAAGAGGUUCAUCAACUUCCAGCACAUUGCCAUAUGGGAUUCCCUGUUUGUGUAUACUCUCGGUGCUCUCGUCUUCUUCACCACAAUUCGAGUCCUGAGGAUUCUUGGUUACAACAGACGAGUCACCGUGAUUGCAGCAGUUCUGUCCUACUCCGGACGAGAACUGUUUGGCUUCAGUGCUGUCUUCAGCAUCGUCUUCUUCGCCUACGUCCUCAGUGGAUACAUCCUGUUCUCGGCGUACUACUACAGCUACCACACGAUCUACGAUUCCAUGUUCACGAUCUUCACCUACAUGCUGGGCAAGAACAUUAUGGGUCGCCUGAUGUUGGUCGCCCCGAUAUGGGCUCAGCUCUACUGUCUGACGCUAGUGUUCUUCAUCAUCUUCGUUCUGCUGACGAUGUUUCAGGCCAUCAUGAACAACAGCAUGACCGUGGUGAGGGACAACAUCAAGAAGGUGCAGUCGCCGUAUGGCCUGAUUGAUGUCCUUGUUAACAUCUACCGCGGCCUCAUUCGAGACUGGUUGCCAGAGAGUCUCUUCAAAGUGCCAGACGAUGGCCGUAAAGAGAAGCUCGGAGCCCGACAGCUUCAGCAGCUAAAGAAAUAUGAUCCAGACAGAUCGCAGCAUGUGAAAUCGAUUCUAGACCCAAACCAGUUGGUGGUGCUUGAAAAGAACUUUCUGGAGAAGGAACUCGAGAAGGAUGACAAAGAGGAACUGAAUGUGACGUCACUCAGUAACUCGGUGUGUUAAGAAUGAAAUUACAGAACAUAGCCAAGAUUACAGACGCAGUAAUGUACUGACAUUUAUCAAAGAUUGUCAGUCCCGUUGAGCUUUUCGUUUGAUUUUGGUGUGGGUUGGGGUUUUGUUUUAGCUUUUCUGCUGCUGGUGCUGAUGAUGUUGUUAUUGUUUUUGCUGCUGCUGCUGCUGUUGUUAUGACUGCUGUUGAGGAGUGUGUUGUUGGGGUCUCUUU
Gigantopelta aegis is the source of this 8995-nucleotide messenger RNA. RefSeq lists its product as uncharacterized. Bases 1 to 8775 code for a protein of 2924 amino acids. Gene Ontology annotation, cellular component: membrane. Lineage: Eukaryota; Metazoa; Mollusca; Gastropoda; Neomphalida; Peltospiridae. Gene Ontology annotation, biological process: detection of mechanical stimulus. The record is from RefSeq and is a predicted model, not a curated record. Gene Ontology annotation, molecular function: calcium ion binding; protein binding; calcium channel activity. The transcript is spliced from 24 exons.